CACCUGAAGGAGCCCCAGCCCGAGCAGGGCUCCCCCCAGGAGCAGGAGCUGGAGGUGACCCCAGCGUGUGACGAUGAGGAGGAGGAGGAGGAGCCCGUGGUCCGGGGGGCUCCCAGCACAGUGUCUUUCAGGAUCAGCACAGCCAAUUCCUUGCUGGAAGCACGGCUGGAGGCACACCCUGGCUGGCUCCUGGUGUGCCACGGGCACUGGGAGCCCUCCCUGGGCACCCUGCUCUGCCAGCAGCUGGGCUACCUCAGCAUGACCCAGCAGAAGGCAGUGAGCCUGAGGGAUGUCCGGGUGAGUGCUGGGCAGCAGUUCCUGCAGGUGAGAGCCCGGCAGGAAGGCAGCCUGGAGGACAUGUGGCAGGUCAGGAGCAGCUGCCAGUCGGGGCGCAUCGUGGCUCUGCAGUGCUCAGAGUGUGGGCUGCAGGCAGGGGCAGUCAGGGUGGUGGGGGGCACAGACGUGUCCCCCGGGCGCUGGCCCUGGCAGGUCAGUGUGUGCCAGGGCUCCCAGCACCGCUGUGGGGGCUCCGUGCUGGCCCCCGAGUGGAUCCUGACGGCAGCUCACUGCGUGCACAGCCCGCAGCCCGGUGCCGGCAGCCCGCAGUGCCGGUGCCGCGGUUGCAGGCAGCUGCCAGCCCCGGCCUGGCUGGUGUUUGCGGGCAUGGUCACGCACGGCUCGCUGCGGCCGGAGGCGGGCGUGCCGGUCCGGGCCAUCAUCGCCCACCCGCUCUACAACGACAGCAGCCUGGACUACGACAUGGCCCUGAUCAGGCUCCAGGCGCCGCUCAACUUCUCACGUGCCAUCCGAGCCGUGUGCCUGCCGCCCGCCCCGCGGGACCUGCUGCAGGGCACGCCGUGCUGGGUGUCGGGCUGGGGACACACCGCCCCCGGCCAAGGUGGCCGGGACGCUGAAGGAGGCGCUGGUGCCCCUGAUUGGCACCCGGAGGUGCAACAGCUCCUGCGUGUACAAGGGUGA
Passer domesticus (house sparrow) is the source of this 978-nucleotide messenger RNA. It is a transcript of the gene TMPRSS5, whose product is annotated as transmembrane serine protease 5. Gene Ontology annotation, biological process: proteolysis. The record is from RefSeq and is a predicted model, not a curated record. Gene Ontology annotation, molecular function: serine-type endopeptidase activity. The transcript is spliced from 8 exons. Lineage: Eukaryota; Metazoa; Chordata; Aves; Passeriformes; Passeridae. Gene Ontology annotation, cellular component: membrane. Bases 259 to 978 code for a protein of 239 amino acids.